Molecule: messenger RNA, 7072 nt
Organism: Electrophorus electricus (electric eel)
Lineage: Eukaryota; Metazoa; Chordata; Actinopteri; Gymnotiformes; Gymnotidae
Gene: frmpd1b
Product: FERM and PDZ domain containing 1b
Cellular component (GO): cytoskeleton
Molecular function (GO): protein binding
Source: RefSeq, a predicted model, not a curated record
CCCCCUUGAGCUCAUGCACGAUUUUAUAUAAUAUUUGUCAGGCCAUUUUCCAUCCAGUCUUUUCAGAACGGUACCCAGUCUGAGCUUGCAACGAGAACCCCGGGGCCAGACGAGAGCGGGAACAAUGAUGCGCGACAGACAUAAGGCAAGGAGGAGGGGUGGGGUGGCUGAGCUUCCACUCUCAAGAUUUAAGCGGUCGAGAGCGGUCCUUCUGCUGACAGCAUCCAGCUCAGACGCUUGCCCCACACGCUGUGCUACAUCCCAUCCCGUCCCACGCUCGGAUUCAACCUAAAUUUGACACCCGCGCGCAUUGCGUGCGCGCUCGCCGCCGCGCCGCUCCACACCCCCCCACCCGGGGCCGGUCUCACUUAAAGCCACGAGAUCUCAGCUCUUAUUGGUCCUGAUGUUAGUGAAGGCCUGCCUCCACCAUCCCUUAGUGAAUCCAGAAAAGAAGAAUGUGACAGCCAAUCACAUUGAGGCAUUUCUAUGUUUUGACGCUUUCAAGACACAGAUCCAUCCCAGUUAGAUGGAGGAAAGAGAGCGGAGCAGAAGUCGCUCCCCACGUAGGGUUCGUCGGGUGGAGCAGGUUGUCGGGAGAUGGCUGCGCCGAUCACGAGACUCCCUCAGCAGGGAGAGAAUUCUGGGAGACAGGAAGUCAGGUCGCUCGGAAGACGGAGGCCAACAGCAUUUCCCUGUCAAGGAGACAGUGGAGGUGAUCAGGGACGCUGUGCUGGACUCACACGGCUUCACCCUCUCCACACAGCUCCCCCUGCUGGUCAGGGACGUCAUUCCAGGAGGGCCAGCAGACGGGCGUCUCUUACCUGGUGACCAGCUGUUGAAAGUGAAUAACAAAGCCAUAGAUGACCUGUCUCCAGAAUUUGUUGAGAACAUGAUCAGGGAGUGUCAGGAUUCGGUAACCAUGACUAUCCUCAGAAACAUGCUGAAUCCCAAGUCCUCGUUUAUGACGGCAGAAAAGAGGGCACGUCUGAGAAGAAAUCCAGUUAAAGUGCACUUCGCGGAGGAGGUGGUUGUCAACGGACACGCUCAGGGAAACUCCCUUCUGUUCCUGCCCAACGUGCUGAAGGUCUACCUAGAGAACGGCCAGACCAAAGCCUUCAAGUUUGAUAAAACCACCACUGUCAAGGACAUUGAGCUGACUCUGAAGGAAAAGCUGUCGAUCCAGUGUAUUGAGUAUUUCUCUCUGGUGCUGGAACAGCAAUAUAGCAUCACCAAACUACUGUUACUGCAUGAAGAUGAGCUCAUUCAAAAGGUGGUACAGAAGAAGGACUCCCAUGAUUACAGAUGUCUGUUUCGAGUGUGUUUUAUCCCCCGAGAUCCUGUGGACUUGUUACAUGAUGACCCGGUCGCCUUUGAGUAUCUCUUCCAUCAGAGUGUAGGAGAUGUGUUGCAAGAGCGGUUUGCAGUAGAGAUGAAGUGUAACACUGCUUUGAGGCUGGCAGCACUGCACAUGCAUGAAAGGAUGGCCAGCAGUGGACAUACUACAAGAGCAUCUGUAAAGAGCAUAAUAAAAGAGUUCGGGUUGGAAAGUUUCAUUUCUCCCACGUUGCUGAGGAAUAUGAAAGAGAAAGACUUGCGAAAAGCUCUCACGAGUCACAUGAAAAAGAUCCAGUCACUGCUAGAGCCUCGCCAAAAAGUAUUUUCUGUGCCUCAGGCCAGGUUGGCAUAUCUAACUCAGAUGGCAGAACUGAUCUCGUACAGUGGGAGAAGCUACAACGCCACCAUGCUGCUGCAGGACCGGGAGUCAUUGGUGAGUUUGCUGGUUGGAGCACGGUAUGGCGUCAGUCAAAUUCUUAACCACAAGCUCAACAUGAUCUCCACCAUCAUAGACUUUCAUUAUAUCAGCCGUGUAGAGGUGCUCUCUGAGUCUGACAGGGUCAGCAUGAUAAAGAUCUACCUGCAUGACAUCCAGCCCCUGGCCUUGCUAAUGGAUUCAGUAUCUGCUAAGGAUUUGGCCUGUUUGCUGGCUGGCUACUGCAAAUUAUUGGUAGAUCCCAACAUGAACGUGUUCCGCUGGGGACCGCGACCUAAAAUACGCCGUAUACCUUUGGAUGAAGGCUAUGGGUUCCGCUGCGGCAGCGGCUCGGAAGCAAGCUCAGAGGAGGACUACCCAAUGGACAAUGUUCAGGACGCACAGUUCUCUAAAGACACAGCUGCGACCAAUGCAAGGGAAGAUGGGAAGGAUGAAGAGGACAAACAAGGGGUCAAGGCAGAGACUGUUAGGGUCAUUGUGACCCAGGCAGAAGUGAUCGUUAAUGCAGAGGGAGAUUGUUUCGAAGGGACAAGCACAAGUGGCUUUAUUGAAGAUGAGGAUUAUGCGACAAGGGUGGAUGCCCUUCUGGAGACAGGCUGGUACACUGACCCAAGGGUUAACAGUAGCUUCUCUAGUCUGUCCAGUAACUCCCUCAAUGCUCUCGAAGAGAGUAGCAGCAGAGUAUACAUUACAGGGCCUUUUCUGGAGGAGAUAUCCAAAUCUGAUCAGGCUACUGGGUCUAGCCUAGAUGUCCACCACCCAUACCUUUUGGAGGUGCCUGAACAGCUGAACCAGGAUGAUGAUUCAAAUAUGCUAGCGCAGCCAGGUUUGAGAUACAGUGACUACUCCCAAAUGUCUAACUACCUCCCCAGCCCAACCGAGGCCAGUGAUGAUGCACUGAGUGAUUUGGAAGGAGAUGAAAAUAGAAAUUAUAGAGUUAUUCCAGGUGUGUCUGCAGACCUAGACACUGUGCCAGCUUCAGGGAGUAGCAGUAGCAUAAAAUCUACAGUAGCUGGUGUCGAUGUUCAAGCACUCUUAGCAAGGAUCCGAAACCAUCCAGCUUGCAAGCAAGAAUGGGAAAACUCUAACCUCAGUCAGAGAGAGCAUGCAAAAAAAUCAGCUAGGGUCAAAGCUCCACCUCCACCUCCAAGAAUAGUGUCUUCAAGGGUUUAUGAAAUAACAAAGGACUCCAGAGACAAUUGUUCAGAAUCAGAGGAUGAGUUCUUUGAUGCCCAGGACCGUCUUACUCCACCAGUUCUAGAUCCUAUAGGAGAAAAGGACUUACGUUUGAGUUGCAAAAAACAAUCUCUGAAAAUGACUGGGGGCAAGGUCAGCGUGGAGAAGACAUCAGCACCUGAAACCAUACAGAACCACGAGGACAAGCAGCACAGGAACGCUUCCUUACCUGCCAGUAGAUACAGCCUAAAGAAGAAAACUUCCUCCAUCACUCUGGCAGAAGCUCAUCAGCCAUCACUGGUCCUUCUCAAUCAACAAACCCUGAAAGAAUCUAAGCCUGUCUUGGGCAUCUCUGAGCAGAAGGGCCAGCGAAGUAAUGGAGAGAUUCAUGGCCGCAAUGCUCACCUGUUGGAGAUGGAGCCAGACACCAUGGAGUUUAAGCCUGUUACUACUACUGGGCCACUGCUUCCUUCCCCCUUAAUUACUGCGGUAUGGCAAGGUAACUCUCAACCAGUGCCCACAGUGAACCCUGAAGCACUUUGGAAUGAAGGCAAGCAACAGCAAGAAACUUCCAGUCAUGCCCCAAUAUUUUUGGCAAAUGCUAUUCCCAGUCAUGCGCCUGUCAAGACAUCUGAUUAUCAAAAUAUUUCAAAGCCCACAGAGAUUCCAGAAGAUGAAAGAGCUGCAUUAAUCAAGAAUAAGAAAGCAGCAGAAAGCCAAACAUUGUCAAUUUCUCAGCCCAAGAAGGAUGUUUCCUCAAAACCCCCAGUACCUCCAAAACCCACAUCCAUCGUUUUUCAGCCAUCAUCAGUUCCAAAUAUUAACCCUCCUCUAAAACCUGAAGGCAAGAAACAUGUACCUCUAAAUGGGCUUGCUUUGCCCCCCUGGUCCCAGGAAAAAAGAACCAACCCAGCCCCUACUCUGAGUAAAGGGGUGUCUCUGAGCCAUGAGAAUCUUAGAAGUGAACUAAACACAGAGGACACUACUGUCAAAGUGACCAGUGCAUCAACUACUCCAACCCCCACUUCCACACCCACUCCAUCCCCAUCUGCGGCUAUCAGAGGUUCCAUAAGUAUGGACCACAAAGAUCCAUUUGGGAUUGGGGUCAGUUUAAGUAGCAGAACUUCUUCUGGACGUCUAUCUGCUUCCGCACUACGUGGAAAGAUCCAGGACAUGCCAUGGUAUCUCACCCGAUCCCAGGAAAUCUUGGGGACGGUAGCACUCAGCGGAAAUAGAUCAUCAGACACUAAAGCAUCCAAGGACACAGAUGAGCACAAGGAACCUAUAAAGGAAUCACAAAAAGUCACUUCAAUACCUUCUUUGAAUGAAUGGAAAGACAAAGAUGCAGAGGUUGUUGUAGUGAAACUCAAAGAUGGGCCACAACAAGUUGCCUCACUUGUAAAAGAGACCAGUGAGACUUCAUUGUCUCUUAGUCUAGACCUGAACCAGAAUGCUUUGCGUGGCUCAAAUGAACUCUACUCACACUUGGGAACAUGCAAGUCUGAACAGCCCCAAUCUCAAAAAGACUGUGGUACAAAGGAUGGUCUGGAAAGGCCAUCUCCUCCAUCCAGCACUGGCACACCCCAUCGCAAAGCAUGUGGUUGCCAUACUGUUUAUGCUCACUGCUUCAGUGGGGAUUUGGAGGAUACGUGUAGCUUUGAUGAUGAUCUGACAGUUUACGAGUUCUCCCGUCAAAAGCGGAUCAGCAAACCACCACAGACCUUCUCCACACCUUCCUCCCUUACAGCACCUUCUCCAAACAUCCUAUCCCUGCUCAGAGACUCUCCCAGGCCCCUCUCAAACUCCUCAGAGCUUAGCCCGCUCCUUACGCCACCCCGGCCACUGGAGCCUCGACUCCUGGGAUGUAGCCGUCUGGAGGAUCCGCUCCGUGACCUUCAGAGCAGACGGUAUAUAAUGGGCCCUAAAGGUACAGGACUUAAAGGGGGAUACACUUCCCUCCACAGAGACAUAGAUGAGCUACUCCUGGUGCUUAAAAAUGGAGAGUGCGCAAUAAAACCUGCAUGCCACAAGGAGCAGUGUGAUAAGGGCAGUUGUAUGAAUGGACACUCCAUUUCAGAUUCGGAGCGCUGCCUGGUGCAAGCUGAGGCACGGCGGUUGGCCUCGGGCUGCCAGCGUGCCACACGAGUUAGCUGGGCACCAGAUGAUGCCCUGCUCUCUCUGGGCAAUAGCUUUGGAGCCCUGGUACAUCUAGCAGCAGCUUGUCUCAGAGUAUCUUGUUCAGAAUGCAGAGGUUGCCAUGUUGAUAUUGAUGGAGCUGAGGCUCUAAGGAAACUCCAGGAGAUUGUGUGCCUGUAUAAAGAGUUUGUGACAGCUGUGGAAAUGACGCAAGAAGGAGAAGGUGUCAGGUUAUUGGCCAAACAGUGCACGGUUCUCAUCUCAACAGUAUUCUCACUCACACAGCUCUUCAGGACACAUACUCCAGAUACAGACAAUAGACACUUACCUCUGAACUUCUGAGCUUGGACCUUAUAGGUGAAACUGAACAUAGAACUCAAAGAGAGAAUGGUGAUUCUUCUUUUCAUUUAAAGACUAUGAAUGUGUGCUGGCACACAUGAAAUUAAAGUGCCGUAUACACACACACAUGCAUAUACACAUUCAUACACACUAACAGGCAAAUAAGUCUACCCAAAACUAUAAGUUUUAUCCAUUACAAAUGUUGGCCUUGCCAAGUUUCCUUAUAAACAUACCUGGGUUAUUAAUUUAUUGAUAUACAUACAGUAGUUAUUUUCUAACAGUUCUUCUAAUAUGUACAGUAUGUAUUCAAGUACUUAUUUAUUUUUACAUACUGUGUGUGCACCAUGGAUUCUAAGCUAUGUUUUUAUUUAUUUUUACAUACUGUUUUUAUUUUGCUGUAUAUAAAUUCCUACCUCUUCGAAUAAUGUCCAUGGAAACCUACACGGAAGUAUUUUGACAUCCCAUUUGUGUUCUUUUUUGUUUUGUCACGUUGCUCUUCAGUGGAUCAGGUGUGAUACUUUAGGAUAAGACAGACAGAGGAGAUGCUGAACGCUCUCUUUCCCUUACUCCUGAGCAUGUACACAAACAGUGGAUGCUAGUGAGGAUAUAAAGAACACUCGGUAACUCAGCAAUCUUGGCCAGUCUUUUUGUCAUCCCAUUACCCAAUGGACUUUCCUUUCUUUUUGUCUGAAAGAUGGAUAAGACUGGAUUUAGUAAAAGACUGGAGACAAUAUGUAUGCGACAGUGUGGAAUUUUAUAUCUGUACAUCAGUCUGCAAGUUUGAUGCUGGUUUUUAUAUUUGUGAUUUAGCUGACACUUAAUUGUAGUGAUCAGUUUUAUCCAAAGAUAUUAUAGCACAAGAGAGGUGCUUUUUCACCAUUCAGUUCUAACACUGACUGAUCUGAUUAACACUGGUCAAACUAUGGUAUUUUCACUGGUCUUUAUUUUAUUACUAUGCAAGUGUCACCAGUUCAUCAUGGAAAUUUUACCACAUAUCAGUCUUUCUUAUAGUGAAUAUUUUAUGUCUGAUCAAAACUGUUAAUGAGCUGUCCUUGAUCACUAAUCAUUUAAUUUUGAUAAGAGGGCUUCCCUAACUAACCUAAGCCUUAUACGUGAUCUGGAAGGAUUUUUAAGGAAAUACCCUUCAUCAAGGUCAAAAUAAUUAAUUAUGCAACAUGGAUCCAAAUUUGCCUUGUGCUGAUUGGAGGAAAAAAAUACUUUGUUGCCAAGGAUUGCUCUGUCUUCCGCUAGCGUUAGGCAACCCCAACUUUAGUCAGCGCAUUUGUUGUCCGAAAUACACUCAGCUGUAAAGCCUGAUAAACUGGCUGCACGGUCUUUAGUAGCAUUACACACUUCAUGCUGAUGGUGGACCUUUCUGAAGUUUCACAAGUAAUGUGUGAGGUAAGGAUCUGUAAGGGAGAGACUGGUUCUAGUUUGGCAGCUGGCAGCUCUGAAUGAUGAAAACCAGGUAACGUGACAUACUUCUUAAGGCAUAUGAUCUCAUUUAACAUAAAACAUUUUUAGCGUUUACCUGUAUUCUUUACAUUAUAGAAGAGCUUCCAGAUGGCAAUAGUAGUGUAACACACACACACACACACACACAGAUUAGAUGUUGAAUCAUGUCAGAUGUAGCAAAGUUUUCCUUAAGGU